This is a messenger RNA of Hibiscus syriacus, 1720 nucleotides long. RefSeq names its product multiple inositol polyphosphate phosphatase 1-like. Bases 10 to 1425 code for a protein of 471 amino acids. The transcript has 12 exons. Lineage: Eukaryota; Viridiplantae; Streptophyta; Magnoliopsida; Malvales; Malvaceae. Gene Ontology annotation, molecular function: acid phosphatase activity; inositol phosphate phosphatase activity. The record is from RefSeq and is a predicted model, not a curated record.
CCGGACAAAAUGGCUGUGGCCGCCGCUGUUUGGUUGCUCGUUUUAACGCUGUUUUCUAAUUCAAAAGCUGAUCAAGCUUUCGAUGUUCGUCAGCACCUCUCCAGUGUAACAAGAUAUGCUGCAGUGAAAGAUAUUGUAGACAAUUCCUUUCAUCCUUCUCAUAUUCCUGAUGGGUGUACUCCUAUCCACUUAAAUCUCGUGGCAAGACAUGGAACUCGUGCUCCCACUAAGAAGCGGAUGAGAGAGUUGGAGAAGUUGGCUUCUCAUAUAAAGGAACUUCUAAAAGAUGCUAAAGAAAAGAAUUUGAGCCUACAGAAAGUUCCUGCUUGGUUACAGAAAUGGGAAUCUCCUUGGAGAGGAAAACUGAGGGGUGGAGAAUUGGAUAGAAAAGGAGAAGAGGAAUUAUAUCAGCUUGGAAUCAGGGUUAGGGAAAGAUUUCCUGAUUUAUUUAAUGAAGAAUUCCACCCUGAUGUGUAUCCAAUAAAGGCUACUCAAGUUCCUCGGGCUUCUGCCAGUGCUGUUGCAUUUGGCAUGGGACUAUUUAGUGGCAACGGAAGUCUAGGACCAGGCCGUCAUCAAGCCUUUUCUGUUACAAGUGAAAGUCGUGCAAGUGACAUAACCCUGAGGUUUUUUGAUUGUUGUCAAACCUACAAGGACUUUAGGAAAGAACAUGAGCCUGCUGUUGAUAAACUGAAAGAACCCAUCAUUGCUGAAAUUACCUCUGCAUUAGCAAAGCGAUACGAGUUCAAUUUCACAAGACAGGAUAUAUCUUCUCUCUGGUUUCUUUGUAAACAGGAAACAUCCUUGUUGGAUAUUACUGAUCAAGCUUGUAGUCUUUUCAGUCCAACCGAGGUGGCUCUGCUGGAGUGGACGGAUGAUUUAGAGGUGUUCAUAUUAAAGGGCUACGGUAAAUCCUUAAAUUAUCGAAUGGGAGUACCUCUGCUUAAAGAUGUCAUUGAAUCCAUGGACCAAGCAAUUGUGGCUAGAGAGGUUAAUCAAGCACCUGGCAAUUACGAGAAGGCAAGAUUGCGGUUUGCACAUGCAGAAACAGUGGUUCCCUUUUCAUGUUUACUUGGGCUUUUCCUAGAAGGAUCUGAUUUCCAACGAAUACAGAAGGAGGAGCCUUUGGAUUUCCCUCCUAAACCUCCCCAGAAAAGAAAUUGGAGAGUCAGCAAUGUGGCUCCUUUUGCUGGGAAUAAUAUGCUGGUCUUAUACAGUUGCCCGGUGAAUUCUGCAGUCAAAUACUUUGUCCGAGUUCUGCACAAUGAGAAUCCCAUCCCAAUGCCUGGUUGUGACGGUACUGAUUUCUGUCCGUUUGAAACUUUCAAGGAGAGAGUUGCGCAACCACACUUGAAGCACGAUUACAAUACCCUUUGCCAAGUGAAUCUUGAUCAGCCGAAGCAGAAGCCCGAACCCAAAAAAUAAAAUAAAAUGGAAACCCAUGGAUGUAGAGUCGGAUAUCUGUGAGUACUUUCGAGGAGACUUCAAGGCUUCAUGUAUUGAUCUGGUGGAGGAAUCAUCUUUCUCUCUUCAAAUCCUGGAAUGAAUUUGAUGUUAUUUGUAACUGUAGUGAAUUUUACAAGUUUUAGUAUACUGGUUUAGAAGAAAUAGAAAUAGCCACUCAACUGCCUCUGGCUUCAAUCUCACGCCAUUCUUGUACCAUUGCGCAACAGCAGCAUAUGAGAUGGGUUAUAAAGUCAUCGCAUAAUCCUCCCUGAAA